AUGUCGAGGGUAGGCGAUGAAAAUUUGAGUUUCGAAGAGAGACUUCGAACUUGCGCAAAAACGAAAAAAUGGAAGAAACCCGCGGAGGCCGGGCCGUUUACGGCCAGAAAGGCGAAUAAGAAAAAGCCGAGGGAAGAGUCUUCCAAAAUAAGACUAAGGAGGAGUUUCGCGUCGAAGAUCGCGCCUCCGAAAGGGCGGGAUCCUAGGUUCGACAGCCUCUGCGGAGAAUUCAACCAGGCGGAUUUCAAAGAGUCCUACUCCUUCCUCAAGGACGUCAAACAGAAAGAAGAGCAGGCUCUCAAAAGCCAGCUGAGGGUCGAGAAAGACGCCGAGAGGAAAGAGCAGAUCCGGUCCCUCCUCAAAAAGUACAAGGACCGGGCUUUGGAAAAGGAAAGGAUCGAAAAGAAAAAGCAGAAAGAAUUCGAACAAUCGCAGAAAGUCAAGCAGGCCUUGAAAGAAGGCAAGCCGGCCCGGUUCAGAAACAAAGCCGAGAAACAAAUCUCAGAUCUCGUUGACAAAUUCGAAGAGCUCAAAUCGAAAGGGAAACUGGAAAAAUACCUAAAGAAAAAAUCAAAGAAAUUGAAGAAAAGUGAUACAUUUGGAAAACCUAAUUUUUAA
Messenger RNA from Cimex lectularius (bed bug), 618 nucleotides. RefSeq names its product ribosomal RNA processing protein 36 homolog. Bases 1 to 618 code for a protein of 205 amino acids. The record is from RefSeq and is a predicted model, not a curated record. Gene Ontology annotation, cellular component: 90S preribosome; nucleolus. Gene Ontology annotation, biological process: maturation of SSU-rRNA from tricistronic rRNA transcript (SSU-rRNA, 5.8S rRNA, LSU-rRNA). NCBI's taxonomy places the organism in Eukaryota, Metazoa, Arthropoda, Insecta, Hemiptera, Cimicidae. The transcript has a single exon.